AUGUUGACCAAAGAAGAACGAUUACUUCUAUUCAUCAUCAUCUUUUUAAAUUUUAUAAAUAAUGAAUGUCGAAUAAUUCAAUGUUAUUCUUGUUCAGAUUGUGCUACUUCAACAUUAUUAAAUAUAAGUAAAAUUCAGAUAUUGAAUGAUAUAGAUCAAUGCGUGAAAAUAACUAUAUUAACAAGAACUUUUAGUGGACAACGAAAACAAAUUGAUCGAGGUGUUUCACAACAUUAUAAAGAUUAUUUAAAUACACAAGUUUCAAUUUUGCUUUUUCAAUUUACAUCUGCAUCAAAUAUGAUCAAAUUAAAAUGUAUUCUUGGAUUUUAUCUUCUCAUAUUCAUAAACAAAUUUCAAGUCAGUCAAAGUCUUCUUCAAUGUUAUCUUUGUGCGGAUUGUGGUGAUCCAUUUGACAAAGAAUAUCCGUAUACAAGUGUAGUAACAAAUCAAAACUAUGGAGCAGCAUGUAUUAAAACAGUUUUAACUGUACCUAAUGGUAAAGUGGUUAGUCGAGGUACAACAUUUAGUUGUACACAAGCAUCAACAAGUGAUAUUAAAUCUCAACCUGGAAACGACGGCAUUGCUCAAGCACCAAGUACUCUAUUAGGAACCAUAUGUGAGCGAUUUGAAAAGAGAAAAUCGAUGUGGAUCAUAAUUUCUAUUGUUGCUAUUAUGUUGAUCAUAAUUAUUCCAACAUCUAUCGUAUUAACAAAAAAAACAAAAAUCAACAAAUCGACAACAACAAAAUCAUCAAUAACAGAAAUCAUUACAAUACCAAAAGAACCGACAACGUCAUCAGCAUCAACGACCACAACAACAACAAGAACAACAAAUACAACAGCAAAUUCAUCUCUUUCAUUCAAUCAACCGAAGUUUUCUGCAACACCUAUUUGGGAUUCUAAUGGAAUUACUAUUGCUAACCAAUCGAUUGUUGGUCGCGUUCCUAUGGCCAUUUUUGUGAGCAAAGAUAAUACAAUUUAUGUCGCUAAUGAAGAUAACAAGACAAUUGUAAUAUGGCAAGAAGAGAGUGACAAUCCAACAAAGAUCAUUCACGGUAAUUUUACAGAACCAUAUUCUCUCUUCGUAACAUCAAAUGGUGAUAUUUAUAUUAAUGAUGGUGAAAAGAAUGGUCGAGUGCAGAAAUGGAGUGCAGAAACAAGUACCUUUGUCACGGUGAUGAAUGUCAACUCAACAUGUUAUGGCUUGUUUAUCGAUAUCAAUAAUACUCUUUACUGUUCAAUGCGUGAUCAUCAUCAAGUAGUGAAAAGAUCAUUAAAUGAUGCUGUGAUGAAUUCAAACGGUAUUGCUGCUGGAACAGGUAGUCCAGGAUCAGACUCGAAUCAACUCGACUAUCCUUGGGGAAUCUUUGUUGAUGUAAAUUUGGAUUUAUAUGUGGCUGAUUCUACAAAUGAUCGAAUUCAGUUGUUCCAGUCGGAAGAAGCAAAUGGUAUCACAGUAGCUGGAAGUACAUCACGAUAUCCAACAAUUACACUUAAUCGUCCCAGUGGAAUUAUAUUAGAUGCUGAGAAAUAUUUAUUCAUUGUGGAUCGAGGCAAUAAUCGCAUUGUUGGUUCAGGUUUGAAUGGUUUUCGAUGUUUAGUUGGAUGUUAUGGACAGGGUUCACAAUCCAAUCAAAUGUCUGUUCCAUCCAGCUUGAGCUUCGAUGGUUUUGGAAACAUGUUUGUUGUUGAUGAUCGGAAUAUUCGAAUUCAAAAAUUUUUACUAAUGAAAGAUUCUUUUGGUAAGUUGAAAAAAAAGUUGAACAGAAUGAAGAGAUGUGAAUAGAUAAAUAACAGAAGUUAAUAAAGACAUUUAAAUAUAACAAACGAAAGACAACAAAAAUGCUUGAGAAAGAUUAAUUAGAUCAGUGUGUAAAAGAAUGUUUCUAAGGAAACGAAAUGUUCAGAUUCUUCAGAUUAGACAGGGCUAUACGUCAGUCGUCUAAGACAAACAAUCUUUGCCUUUUUGUUCAGACUAAAGAAUAGAGAAAGAAAAAUUUGUGUCCUUAAUAGAGUGGUAGAAAGGACUUUCAUGUUACAUUUUAUAUGUCUCAAAGAAUAUUUCAACAAUAAAACAGUUUUUAUCGAAAUAAAAUCUCUUCAUAUCUGUGUUGAUAUCGUUGUAUUAUAAAUUAUUCUAUGAUUUGACUUCAUAUUUCAUAUUUCGAUAUGUUUCAUUUAAGAAAAACAGGACAAAUAAAAUAUCACAAUUUUAACAACUAUUUUU
Adineta steineri is the source of this 2226-nucleotide messenger RNA. The record is from the annotation of a GenBank genome assembly. Lineage: Eukaryota; Metazoa; Rotifera; Eurotatoria; Adinetida; Adinetidae.